Scleropages formosus (Asian bonytongue) is the source of this 6265-nucleotide messenger RNA. RefSeq names its product dihydropyridine-sensitive L-type skeletal muscle calcium channel subunit alpha-1-like. Gene Ontology annotation, biological process: calcium ion import across plasma membrane. Gene Ontology annotation, cellular component: voltage-gated calcium channel complex; membrane. Gene Ontology annotation, molecular function: high voltage-gated calcium channel activity; calcium ion binding. The record is from RefSeq and is a predicted model, not a curated record. NCBI's taxonomy places the organism in Eukaryota, Metazoa, Chordata, Actinopteri, Osteoglossiformes, Osteoglossidae. Bases 234 to 5789 code for a protein of 1851 amino acids. The transcript has 45 exons.
GCUCCUCCUGCUCAGGAGCUGCGGCACUUUUCUCCUCGCCUGGGGCAGCUCCCUUCCGUAGAGCCAGCCUAGAAGAGAGGUGGCCUCUCUGCCCUGGAGCGAGGAAAAGGAAGGAAGGGAAGAGGGAAGAAGGGGGAGUGCGACGGCACCCCGGAGACAAGCCCCAGGAGCCCUGGACUAGAGCAGGAGACGGAACUCCUUUAUCCCAUCGAUUCCAGAGCACGUUGGUCAACAUGGAGGGCGCCAACGAGGUGGCCCUCACGUCCUUCAUCAUGGACGAGGAGGAGCUGAAGAGGAAGCAGCGGGAGAAGCUGAAGAAGCUGCAAGCCACAGGUGGGAACCCCCGGCCCGCCCGCUCCCUCUUCGUCUUCACGCUAAGGAACCGCUUCCGCAGGACCUGCAUCAACAUCGUGGAAUGGAAGCCCUUUGAGAUCAUCAUCCUGUUGACCAUCUUCGCCAACUGCGUGGCGCUCGCGGUCUUCCUGCCCAUGCCUGAGGAGGACUCCAACAGCAGGAACUCCCAACUGGAGAGUCUCGAAUCCAUCUUCUUGAUCAUCUUCACGCUAGAAUGCUUCCUCAAGAUCGUAGCCUAUGGCUUCCUGUUCCAUGAAGGUGCUUAUUUACGAAACUGCUGGAACAUACUGGACUUUGUCAUCGUGUUCAUGGGGCUUUUCACGUUUAGCUUGGACACCAUCAACAGAAUAGCUGGGACCCCAACAGAGAAGGGUGGUGGCUUCGACAUGAAGGCCUUGAGAGCCUUCCGAGUCCUGCGACCGCUGCGCCUAGUCUCUGGGGUCCCCAGCCUGCAGGUGGUGAUGAGCUCCAUCCUCAUGUCCAUGCUCCCACUGAUGCACGUCGCCCUGCUAGUGUUUUUCAUGGUCACUAUCUAUGCCAUUGUGGGCCUCGAGCUCUUCAAAUGCAAGAUGCAUAAGACCUGCUACUAUAUAGGCACAGACAUCAUCGCCACAGCGGAAAAUGAAAAGGCCUCUCCCUGUGCCCAGGCGGGUCAUGGGCGCCGCUGCACCAUCAAUGGCUCGGAGUGCCACCCCGGGUGGCCCGGGCCCAACCACGGCAUCACUCACUUCGACAACCUGGGCUUCGCCAUGCUCACAGUGUUCCAGUGCAUUAGCAUGGAGGGCUGGACAGAAGUGCUCUACUGGGUGAACGAUGCCAUAGGUAAUGAGUGGCCCUGGUUGUACUUCACCACACUGAUCCUACUGGGGUCCUUCUUCAUCCUCAACCUUGUUCUUGGUGUGCUCUGCGGAGAGUUCACGAAGGAGCGAGAGAAGGCCAAGUCACGCGGCGAGUUUCAGAAGCUACGCGAGCGGCAGCAGCUGGACGAGGACCUCAAGGGCUACAUGGACUGGAUCACCCAUGCUGAGAUCAUGGACAACGACCAAGAGCGUAAAGGACUCCUGCCACUAGAGGAGGGUGGCUCAGAAACUGAGAGCUUCUAUGAAAUGGAAGGCACGAACCGCAUUGUUUACUACUUCCGCCAGUGGCGCCGUUGGAACCGAUUCUUUCGGCGGAAGUGUCGCGCCUGGGUCAAGUCGGACACCUUCUACUGGCUGGUGAUCCUGCUGGUGUUCCUCAACACUUUGGCCAUUGCCACAGAGCACCACAACCAGUCAGAAACGCUCACUGAAGUGCAAGAGACUGCCAACAAGGUGCUGCUCUCACUGUUUGCGAUAGAGAUGUUCAUCAAGAUGUAUGCUCUUGGCCUUCCCUCCUACUUCAUGUCCCUGUUCAACCGCUUUGACUGCUUUGUGGUGACCAUCGGCAUCCUGGAACUGGUGCUCGUGAGGAUGGACGUCAUGACACCACUCGGGAUUUCUGUGCUACGUUGCAUUCGCCUGCUUCGCCUCUUCAAGAUCACUAAGUACUGGAAGUCCUUGAGCAACUUGGUGGCCUCUCUGCUCAACUCGGUGCGCUCCAUCGCCUCAUUGCUGCUGCUGGUCUUCCUCUUCAUCGUCAUCUUCUCCCUGCUGGGCAUGCAGGUGUUUGGGGGCAAGUUCAACUUCCCCGAUCAGGUGCAGCGUAGCAACUUUGACAAUUUCCCCCAGGCACUCAUCACUGUCUUUCAGAUCCUUACCGGCGAGGAUUGGGAUUCUGUAAUGUAUAAUGGUAUCAUGGCCCAUGGAGGUCCUGUUUUCCCUGGGAUCCUGGUCAGCAUAUAUUUCAUCAUCCUCUAUGUCUGCGGUAACUUCAUCCUCCUGAAUGUGUUCCUGGCCAUUGCCGUGGACAACCUGGCAGAGGCAGAGAGCCUGACUUCAGCCCAGAAGGAGAAGGCUGAGGAGAAGAAGCGCAAGAAGAUGCUGAGGGCCAAUGUGCCAGACAAGUCUGAGGAGGAGAGGGCGCUGCUGGCCAAAAAGCUGGCAGAGCAGAGGGCUAAGGCGGAGGGCAUGCCCACCACAGCCAAGCUCAAAGUGGACGAGUUCGAAUCUAACGUCAAUGAAGUCAAGGAUCCUUUUCCGCCUGCAGAUUUCCCAGGUGAUGAUGAGGAGGAGGAGCCUGAGAUCCCACUGAGUCCAAGGCCCCGUCCCAUGGCAGAUCUGCAGCUAAAGGAGAAGGCAGUACCCAUGCCAGAGGCCAGCGCCUUCUUCAUCUUUGGACCGCAGAACAAGCUCCGCAAACUGUGUCACCGGAUUGUCAACGCCACCACCUUCACCAACUUCAUCCUCCUCUUCAUCCUGCUCAGCAGCAUCUCCCUGGCAGCUGAGGACCCCAUUGAUCCGAAGUCCUUCAGGAACGAGAUCUUGGCUUAUGCGGAUAUUGUGUUCACAUCUGUGUUCACCAUUGAAAUUGUACUCAAGAUGAUCACAUAUGGUGCCAUCCUGCACAAGGGAUCCUUCUGCCGCAACUCGUUCAACAUCCUGGACCUGCUUGUGGUCGGCGUGUCUCUGCUUUCCAUGGGAAUGGAAUCUAGUGCCAUUUCAGUAGUGAAGAUUCUCAGGGUGCUGAGAGUGCUGAGACCUCUCCGAGCGAUCAAUCGUGCUAAGGGGCUGAAGCAUGUGGUCCAAUGUGUGUUCGUGGCAAUCAAGACCAUCGGCAACAUCAUUCUGGUCACCCUACUGCUGGACUUUAUGUUCGCUUGCAUUGGAGUCCAGCUCUUUAAGGGCACAUUCCACAUGUGCACAGACCCCACGAAAACAGCUGCAGCAGACUGCCAAGGAACCUUCAUCGCUUAUAAGGAGAACACAUUGCAUCCUGUGGAAGUGCAGCAUCGGCAGUGGGUCAACAACGACUUUAAUUUUGACAAUGUCCCCAAUGCCAUGUUGGCCCUCUUCACGGUUUCCACAUUUGAGGGCUGGCCCAAGCUGCUGUACAAGGCCAUCGACUCAGAUGCUCCCAACAUGGGCCCGAUCUUCAAUAACCGUGUGGAAAUCUCUGUCUUCUUCAUUAUUUACAUCAUCCUCAUUGCCUUCUUCAUGAUGAACAUCUUUGUAGGCUUUGUUAUCGUCACCUUCCAGGAGCAAGGAGAACAGGAAUACAAGGACUGUGAGCUCAACAAGAACCAGCGCCAAUGUGUUCAGUAUGCCCUGAAAGCUCGGCCACUGCGGUGCUACAUCCCCAAAAACCCAUACCAAUACCAGGUGUGGUACGUGGUCACAUCCUGCUAUUUUGAAUACCUCAUGUUCCUGCUCAUCAUGCUCAACACACUGUGUUUGGGAAUGCAGCACUGUAACCAGUCGGAACACAUCACAAAACUCUCAAACACACUGAACGUGGUCUUCACCGUGCUCUUCACUGUGGAAAUGAUCCUCAAGCUUAUGGCCUUCAAAGCUAAGGGCUACUUUGGAGAUCCCUGGAAUGUGUUUGACUUCCUCAUUGUAGUCGGGAGCAUUGUGGAUGUCAUCCUCAGCGAGGUUGAUAAUGCCCUCACUGCUAGUGGUGGACUCUACUGCCUCCAUGGCUGCGAUGAGCAAAAUCCCAUGCAAGCUAUAGCAGAUGCAGAGAACUUGAGUGUGUCCAUCACCUUCUUCCGACUGUUCCGUGUGAUGCGUCUGGUGAAGCUGCUUAACCGAUCAGAGGGUAUUCGCAAUCUGCUGUGGACCUUCAUCAAGUCCUUCCAGGCCUUCCCGUAUGUGGCACUCCUCAUCAUCAUGCUCUUCUUCAUCUACGCUGUCAUUGGGAUGCAGGUAUUUGGCAAGAUUGCCCUAGAAGACGGCACACAGAUCAACCGCAACAACAACUUCCAAACAUUCCCACAGGCUGUCCUCAUACUGUUCCGGGUUGCCACAGGGGAGGCAUGGCAGGAAGUCAUGCUGGCCUCUAUGUAUGGGAAGAAGUGCGACCCAAAUUCGAAGUUCGGUGAGGGCGAGGAGUAUACAUGUGGUUCCAACUUUGCUGUCUUCUACUUCCUGAGCUUCUACAUGCUCUGCGCUUUCCUGAUCAUUAACCUGUUUGUAGCAGUUAUCAUGGACAAUUUUGACUAUCUGACCCGUGAUUGGUCAAUCCUUGGUCCACAUCACCUAGAUGAGUUUAAGAAAAUCUGGGCAGAGUACGACCCUGAAGCCACGGGGCGCAUCAAGCAUCUAGAUGUGGUGACUCUGCUGCGGAGAAUCCAGCCACCUCUGGGCUUUGGAAAGUUCUGCCCUCACCGUUCAGCAUGCAAGCGCCUCAUCUCGAUGAACAUGCCAAUGAACAGCGAUGGAACAGUGACCUUUAAUGCCACCCUGUUUGCCCUGGUCAGAACAGAUCUGAAGAUCAAGACUGAAGGUAACUUUGAGCAGGCCAAUGAGGAACUGCGAGCCAUCAUCAAGAAGAUCUGGAAACGGACAAGUAUGAAGCUGCUGGACCAGGUCAUUCCCCCUAUUGGAGAUGACGAAGUGACCAUAGGCAAGUUCUAUGCCACCUUCAUCAUCCAGGAGCAUUUCCGAAAGUUCAUGAAGAGGCAGGAGGAGUACUAUGGGUAUCGACCCACCAGGAAACGGGCUGAGGAGAUCCAGGCAGGUCUGCGCAGCAUUGAAGAAGAGGCAGCACCAGAGCUCCAUAGGGCCAUCUCUGGAGACCUGAUGGUGGAGGAAGAGCUGGAUCAAGGCAUGGAGGGAGGAGAGGAGGGCAUCUACAGGCGGACAGGCGGCCUCUUUGGGGAUCAAAUAGACACCUUCCGCACUGAACCAAGCAGCCCUCUCCCAACGCAGGUCACCAGUCAGCGCCCCCUGCAGUUCACCGAGAGCCGGCCCGAGGAUGUGGAAUCUCCGCCGGACUCGGUCUUCCUGCCCAACACAGAGUUUUUUCCCAUGGUGCCGACAAACACCAACACCAAUAACAAUGCCAGUGAAAGGUUCAUGUAUGAACAGCAGACAGGAGACCAAAGCAUGACCCGUAGAGAGACUUCUGGAGAGACCAGCAGCCAGUUCAGAGAAGACAUACAACCAUGUUCAACAGGAAAAUCUUUGGUCCUCCACAAGGAGAACACACCCCUGAAGAAGAGUCAAGAUGGGCCCUUCUCAGAGAUCACAGUUAGGACGGAUAUCACUCAGUUUCCUUUCAGGUUUAGCCUGGGUAACUUCCAGUACUCCAUGGGACAGGGCCCCACUGGAGCAGCAGACCAGCUCAUCCGGGAGGUCCUAGUGCAACAGGGUCUCCAGGAUUUGGCACAGGAUGCUCGCUUUGUGACCGUUACCCGGAUGGAAAUGGCCGAAGCGCUGUGUCUCGACCCAGCAGCCGUGGAGGAGGCGGCCAUGGUCAUCCUCAAUGGGCGAAAGGGCCAUGUGGUCCAGCGGAAGUCCCCCCCACCUCAGGCUGAGCUACUGGAGCCCCACGUGGCCAACACGCCCCUCUAGUCCUGGUUACCACGACUCCUCAUUUGCAAUCGACUGUGACAUCACACGCAGAGGAGGGUUUUGUGGAUGACAUCACAGAGUUGGAAGGCCUCACUGUUGGCUGUGUAAGGGGGUGGGGGGGUAAGGGGUAGGGGGUGGGGGGUGCUGGUGUUCCAAAGCUAAGUUGCAGAGCACAGCUGUAUCUCUGAACUUCACAGCAGUUGUUUUUAUCAAGAAAAAAAUCCUCUCCAAGAAAAUUUGAAAAGAAAUAAACGGGUACAUUUCUGAGGAAAAAUGUCGACGAAGCCAUACCUUAAAAUAAACCGUAUUAAUUUUAAACAGGUAGCCCACUUUAUUCAAAGACUAAGUGAACAACCGGGCAGCCAGCAGAGGCCACUAGGUGCCACCAAGGGAGUUUUUUUCCCCUUUCAGAUGGCAAUUUGGAAUCCAUUAGUUAGAGGCCUGCAGCAACGGCGAAGGGUGAAAAGCCUCAUGGG